Messenger RNA from Apis cerana (Asiatic honeybee), 4132 nucleotides. It is a transcript of the gene otp, whose product is annotated as orthopedia homeobox. Gene Ontology annotation, biological process: regulation of DNA-templated transcription; neuron differentiation. Gene Ontology annotation, molecular function: DNA binding; DNA-binding transcription factor activity, RNA polymerase II-specific. The record is from RefSeq and is a predicted model, not a curated record. Lineage: Eukaryota; Metazoa; Arthropoda; Insecta; Hymenoptera; Apidae.
UGGGGGAGCUCGGAUAUGGCAGCUAGGCAGUCCGCUGUUUGCCUUGCUGGGGCACGGGCCGUUCCUCGAGCAAGUCUUGUCGGUUGUAUCGCUGCUUGUCGCGCUAUAUUCACGAUAAACUCGCAAUAUAUAACACCUUUUGUGGGGUACACGGUAACGGGGAAACUUACGAGGGUGGCUCGCGGUGACACGCGGAUUUUCGGUAACCGCGUACUAUCUGUGUCGGGGGUUGCAUUCCCCGGGAACGGCAUGCUCAACAACAUCUCCGCCGGCGGUUCGGUACACGGUAUUUCCGGAGCCAAGGAUCUUCAUGCACAGGACCUGAAGAGGCACGAGAAGUUGGACGGCGUGCUGGGAGUGAAUUUGGGGACCGGAUUGUCUGCCGGCGGUGGCCUCACGCUACAUCAGGAAUUAAUCAUGACCAUGCCUGGCACGGGGAACGCGGCAGCGAUCGGGCAAGGCGAUGACAAACCUGCCAAGCAGAAACGGCACCGAACGAGAUUCACACCGGCCCAGCUGAACGAGCUCGAAAGGUGUUUCAAUCGGACCCACUAUCCGGACAUCUUCCUCAGAGAGGAGAUAGCUGUGAAAAUCGGCCUCACGGAAAGUCGAGUCCAAGUGUGGUUUCAAAAUCGUCGAGCAAAGUGGAAAAAACGGAAGAAGUGCGGCCCUGUUUUUCGUUCCCCACCGGGUCCAUUGCUGCCAUCGCACGGGUUACCCCCGUUUGGACCGAUGAGCUCUGAUCUCUGUGGUGCUGGUAUGUUUAGCGGACCUCCUGAAAGAUGGACAAUGGGAACAGGUCUUGGACAACUGGGACAAGGAGGAAUGGGAAUGAGUGGUUUUGGCCAAAGUUUAGGACAACUUGGUCAGCAAAGUACGGGGAGCCUCGGCUCGAGCCUGGGUCUUGGUAAUUCUGGACUCCCGAUCAGCAGUCCGUCGCAAGCCGUCUAUCAAGCCAGUUAUGGACUGAAUUCCCUUGGGGGUGUACACGUGUCUGCGUCCCGAGGCUCGCCUCCGGGGGGGUCCAGCGUGGGCGGUGGUCAGGGUGGUGGUCUAGGAUCGGCCUUGAACUGCGGGCAGGGCUCGCCUGGGACGACUUCCGGGAGCGGAGGCGGUGGCGGUGGUGUUUCCUGCGUGGCUGCCGAUGUGAACGCGACCGAGGCGUCGGAUUGGAGAGGCGCGCACAGCAUCGCGGCGCUCAGGCGUCGCGCCUCGGAUGCAUCGCAGCAAUACAGUCCACAGCCACCGCCACCACCCGCAGGACCUCCCCAAUAUGCUCAGGACAUGGAGUACAAUUCCGUUUACUGAGGCCCAGCGAGUUUCGCUCUUAACUCUACGAUAAAUCCUAUCGGGGAAAUGUUUCAAGGAUUCCCUUCGUGGAUGGUUCCGAGCGGUCAACAUGCAGGGUAGCGGGUCCGAAAUAACGAGAGAAGAAAGGACACGUUGUUCUACGAUAUUUCUCUCUAACUCGUGAUUGUCACUGAGAGAUGUAUGGCAUCUACGUUUGCCGCGACGGAUGUACAAUUUUAAUUUUCAGCGAUUUCGACCGAUGGAUCGAGUAUUAGUGGCAAAGGAUUCUGUCCAUCGAUGACCGAGUUGUUACGUUAUUUUCAUUCUCGAGCUGUGGUUAAAGAAGAAAAAGUUUAACGAUAGAUUUCGUUGUUACUGGAUAUAUUGAACGUAUCGAAAUGAAUUAGAAGUAUUUACCUAACGGAGACGUGUGAAAAAUUCAUCACUGAUAGAAAAUAAGUGAAGAAGAUAAAUAAUAAGCUGCGACAACAACGAAUUUCAGUUGUUUUCUAAUCAGUGGUAAAGACGUGUAGUCUCAACAUUGGUUUUCAUCAUUGCUUGGCUGGUCAAUUUACAAUCACGGAUAGGAGAGUGACUUUAUAGAACUUUUAUCGGUUCCAGCAGUGAUAAUAAGUCACGCUGAUGUCCCUUUCUUCUGCCAACGAUACGUGUAAUCGUGAUAUUCGGGUAAUGAAAACAGUGAGUCGUUAAAUUGUACGAAUUAAUCAAGAAACAUUGAGAAUAUCCUUAAAAACAUGAAUGAUAAAAGUGAAAGAAUAAUAAAAGGAGAAAGCUUCGUUAAUUAAAAAUGCAUUAGUGAGUUCUUCAAGAGGAUUCGUGUCACAUUGAAGCUGUGCAACGCUGAAAAAAAAAGUGGUUACUUCAUAAUAUACAUAUAUUAACUUUAUCGUGGAUAUUGGUCGAACGAUUUGCUACGUUCCAUGCAUUUGUAACAUGACUGAUUCCAAAUUUAAAAUGUAUACACCGAUAUAAUUCCAUCUUCUUCUUCUUACGAUUGAAUCGAAUGUUUAAUUUUAUCGACAUUUUAUAACCGUUUACCGUGCGUUUAUUUCGUUAGUUUUUUCAUAACUUACUCGCAAAUAUUUAGUCGAAAUCUAAAUAAAUUAUCCAAAAAAGAGAGUUCGUUUUAGAAUUCAGAAAUAUUAUUUUGCAUUUUAUGUUUUUUCAAAGGAAUCAAUAAAUUCUAGCACCGCUGCUCGGUGUAACGAAAAAGUAUACGACAAGUUAUUAUAGUAUUAUGUAUGGCAUUGUAAAUAUAGUAAAAAAAUUAAUGUAACAACUAUGAUCGAUUAUAAUUAUUACUAUUAAAAUUAAUAUUAUCACUGAUAACUUUUUCAGAAAAACUUAUUUCGGUUUGUUUAUGAUUUCCUUUAUAUAUUUUUAAAAACCAAAGCAAAAAUACUUUUUCAUAAUUUUCUGAAAAUUUAAUUUACUUGAACUUGAUCUUAUUUGAACAGAAAUAAGAAAGAGAACCCGAUAGCUUUAAACUUUAAUAACGAAAAAAAUGACAAAUUAUAUAUGUAUAAGUUAAAUCGAAAAUGAAGUUAACCAUUCUUUGUUCGGUUUUAUACUUCGAACGCAGACUGGUUUGAUUUCUGAGACGUCAAAAUAUAAGUAAAUGCCCGAGAGAAGACAAGUAUAUUGAACAAGGAAUUUCACUUGCUUUAAAAUGACCAGUAUGUGUGUGUAAUGUUGAAUCUUGCAUGAGAGGAACAAUACUUUGAGUAAUUAAAAUGCAAGUUGGCACUUAACACAUAUUGCAUUUCCCGAAUAAUCUUCUAGAAUGCUACAAAAAUAUAAAUUGUUUUGUUGUUGUACACCAGAACAUAAGAUUUUGUAAAUAGAAUAUACGUCUAAUAUUAAUAAUAAUUGAAUAUUGUAAGCGAACAACACGAUAUCCCAUUUACAUACGCGAGUAUACUUGGACAUUGUGAUAUUUUAGGCCCGCUGUUCCAUUUUUUUUUUUUUUCAACAGCGACAAGCCGUGUAUAUGAUAUUGCAAGAAAAAUAAUAAGCAGUACCAUAAUAGUGAUCGCGAGCGAUAACGAAUGUCGAUUAUUCUAGUUACGAAUUUAUGGUAGUCUUAGGUAAAAGUUAGUGAUAAAUAUGAAAUGAACGAUAUGCAGUUGUCAGUGUAUUACUACGAAACGUAUACGAUUUUUAAUGUACAAAAAAAAAUGGUAUAACAAGACGACGAUGUUUUUUCGAAAUUUCAUCCUGCUGGUACGAUUUGUGUUCGGGAUGAAGUAACUUAUAUUCGAAUUGAUCCUAAGCGAUUCUUUCAUUUUCUUUUUGUUCUCAUUUUUUUUUUUCUUUUUUUUUUUUUUUAGAAAUAUUUUCUACAUGUUACCGACUUGCACAUUUUUAUACAUAUUUAAGUAAGAUUAAACACUUACAUAUAAGACAUUUUCAAAUUGUCUAGCGAAAUUAUAUUAUGUCUUUCGUUGAAUAUGCGAAAGAUAUAAUAUUUAUUUAUCAGUUGCGUGUAUGGAAAUAAAAUAAUUUCACGAAUCGAAUCUGCCAAAGUGUUAUGCUUGCUAACAAUUGAAACACUUGCGUAAUAUUUUGCAAUAUCAUAAACAAUUACAUAUUUCGCGUGAACAUUAUUUUUCUUUUUUUCUCGGCUCGUACAUUUUACAAGCAAUGAAAUAUAUUUGAUAGAACAUGUCGCAAAAAAAUGGACUGACCUUAUGCAUCUUUAACACAAAUCAUUAAUCGUCAAUGACCUUAAUUAGUGAUAAAUAGAAAAAUUUUAAUUUUUAUCGUUGUAUAGUUGUGUAUAGAAGACAACUAAGUGUGUAAAAUAAAUCAUUAUCAAAAA